CUUGCUCGAGCAUGUGUGCCUGUCAGAGUUAAAACGCUAGCGGGAAAUUUUCAAAUGACUGUCUGCAUCACUGUCCAAUAGGAUAUUGGUCAAACAAGCGGCAAAUAGCCACAACCUCAUUCAUUGUCUGGCCCUACUUGUGGGCUGUUUGCGGCUAACCAUUUCAAAUUACUGCGGGCAAUCUUCCCGCAACAUAUGACGCAAAAUUACAACUGAUUAAUGGAGGCUGAACUGGAAGAGAUCGAGAACCACAUUGUCCGGCACAAGCCAGUCGGGAUCAAUACUCUGUUACGAAAAACACAAUUUUCCAGGAAAGAAUUACAAAUCAUGUAUCAGGGUUUCAAACAGCAAUUUAUCCAAUCCCUUUCCACACUCACACAUGGGAGCCAAACAGACAAACUCGGAUGGGCUUUCCGCCUGUAUGAUGUCAACGGAGAUGGAGUAAUCACACGCGGAGAAAUGCUCAAAGUUGUGAAUGCCAUCUAUGAUCUUCUUGGUCGGAAUACUGAGCCACCAAUCGGUGAGAAUACGACCAGUGAACACGUGGACAGGGUGUUUCGGCGCCUGGAUCUAAACCAAGAUGGCGUGAUCACAUUGGAUGAAUUCUUGGAAGCAUGUAAAGAUGAUCCUACGAUCUGUGAUGCACUUGGGAAACUUACAACGAUCCUGUGAAAACGCAGGCGGGUUUUACGUCAGCUCGAAUUCCCAAAGGGGUAUAUCACCCCAUGGUUGUAAAUGCAUGCUCCUCAUUUACGGAUAAUCUUUGUCAUUUGUUCCUGAAUCAUGAUAAAAAAUAAACAAAGCAC
Opisthorchis viverrini is the source of this 806-nucleotide messenger RNA. RefSeq lists its product as hypothetical. Gene Ontology annotation, molecular function: calcium ion binding. The record is from RefSeq and is a predicted model, not a curated record. The transcript is spliced from 5 exons. NCBI's taxonomy places the organism in Eukaryota, Metazoa, Platyhelminthes, Trematoda, Opisthorchiida, Opisthorchiidae. Bases 220 to 672 code for a protein of 150 amino acids.